Messenger RNA from Geodia barretti, 1557 nucleotides. NCBI's taxonomy places the organism in Eukaryota, Metazoa, Porifera, Demospongiae, Tetractinellida, Geodiidae. The record is from the annotation of a GenBank genome assembly.
CAUGGCUGCAGAUAGUUUGGUGGUCCACAGAGUAAAGGAGUGCUGUGUUCGCCUCCACAGCUGUGUACAGAAAUGGCAGCAGCUCAGCAGCCGAGGAUUGGACGUUGCCAGCAAGCUGGUGCAGACAGUCAUGCAAAAUAAGUAUAUGGAGUCAGAGUCCAGCUUUGGUGUCCUGCAAGGUGAUAGUACACUACCGUCUGUUCUUGAAGGGAAGCUGAUGGUUGAGAGGGAACGUCUCUACUCUCAGCUUGUGGACGUGAAAGAUAAAAUGUUGGUGGUGGUUCAGGAGAUGGGGAGACUCACUGGGAGUGUGUCCGGUGCAGUGGAGCUGCUGCUGUGCCAGGGACAAGAUCCCAGUCUCCCACUCUUCAACACUCUCCCUGCCUCAGUGUACAGUAGGUCUCACCUAGUUCAUGAAAUUUGGAAAAAUGUCACAAAUACUGCUGCGUUCAUGAAACUUUUACAAUUACACAUGUUCUGACACCAGUCCUAUUUAUGAGGGCAAAAGUCUGAAACUCGAUUUUUUCUGCAGGUGAAUAUUUCACCGAUUUAUUCCAAGCCUACAGUCAGGACACGUGUGCCAAGGAGAGUGUCGUGGGAGACAUAACGAGGCAGGGCGACAAGGACAUCCUCACAGUGUACCUCAUGUGCUGGCUCCACCAGCCCUACGUCACCACCCAGUGCACCGACAAACUAGAGGCACUGCUCCUGGACUCUGGCCUGAGAACUUGAAAUUCACACACAAAUUUGCACUCUCCACUUCAUGAUCAUUAACAUUACCCCUCUUUUCUCCAUAUAAUUAUAUAUAUCAGUGAUAAACCAUUAGUCCAAAGAGUUUUUGUCAAGUAUUUCUAUGUAUGUUGUUCAUGGCACUGCAGGCCAGCUGCCUUCAUCUCUUUCAGGUGCAUCUUCUGAGCCAUUGUGGCUACAGUCUGUGAACCAGGAGCAAAGAAACUUGGAUGAACCUCUUUUUCCGUCUCCAACUCUCCCAGUUUUGGUGCCUCCAUCAGUAGCCUGCAGUCUUCCUCCAGUCUCUGAAAUAGGGAGUUGUCUUCAGUCGUUUUACCGCUGGAAUCAAUUGUCUGCUGUUGCCGAGAGUAGAAUUCGCUCAAUAGAUGCUGGACUUCGCUGUGCGUCUGUCUCAUCUGAUCGUCGCUGAGUCGAGGAGGCGGGUUCUUUCGUCGAUAUCUGUCUAUCUCUGCCUGCAGCUGCUCCCUCUCUGGACCUUCCACAAACCGUCUGACAGUUGCUCUGUUUCUUUGGCGUGCAGCUCGAGAGAUUUCGCUCGCCGCUGCAUCUCCCUGCUCUCUCCUUGGCCUCCCUCUUCUCCUCCUCCACCAGGACUGGAUCAGAGUCGCUGCUCUCAUGCGCUGGCUGCCCAGAAACCAGGCCACCUCGCCCGCGGGGAGACGCUCGAUCAGCGACAUCUGUUUCUCGUGGAACGCCCGCAUUUCCGUCAGGCUCUGCAGCCUCUUUCUUACGGCCACUUCCUCAUCCUCAAGAGCUUCAAACCUGUUCCGUAUUCUUCCCCUCCUUCGCCUCUGCCGUUUCUGUUCC